Molecule: messenger RNA, 2658 nt
Organism: Sorex fumeus (smoky shrew)
Lineage: Eukaryota; Metazoa; Chordata; Mammalia; Eulipotyphla; Soricidae
Product: kinesin-like protein KIF20B
Exons: 21
Biological process (GO): microtubule-based movement
Cellular component (GO): microtubule; nucleus; kinesin complex
Molecular function (GO): ATP hydrolysis activity; ATP binding; microtubule binding
Source: RefSeq, a predicted model, not a curated record
AUGGCGUCCAAUUUAAAUCAAGAUGAAUUGCCUUGACUAUCUGAUGUUAUUAGUGCUGACCCAGAGGUAAGACCUUCAGAAAUAAAUUUUGAUGCCAUUAAGCUUGAUCUCUCACAUAAAUUUUCCUUAGUUGCUUCGAACAAUGAGACAAGCAGUUUGGAACCCACAGAUUAUCUCCAAGUUUAUCUUCUAGUGAGACCAUUCACACAAUCAGAAAAAGAACAAGAGACUCAGGUUUGUGUUGAGUUUUUUAGACUCCAGACUAUUAUGCUGAAAGAUCCUCAAAGCAUCCCUGGUAGGUUAAGUGAGAAAAGUUCUACGCAGAUGGCACAGAAAUUCAGUUUCUCUAAGAGGGUUUUUGGCCCAGAAACUACACAGAAGGAAUUCUUCCGAGAUUGUACUCUGCAGCAAAUAAAAGACCUCUUGAAAGGAGAAAGUCGGCUGAUUUUUACUUAUGGGCUAACAAAUUCUGGAAAAACAUAUACUUUUCAGGGCAUGAAAGAGAAUGUUGGCAUCCUGCCUCGGACUUCGAAUGUACUAUUUGACACUCUUCGGGGAAGACUAUAUACGAAAAUGAAUCUUAAACCACAUAGAGCCACAGAAUAUUUACAAUUGUCACCAGAUCAAGAGAAAGAAGAAGUUACUAGCAAAAGUGCAUUGCUUCGGCAAAUUAAAGAGGCUGCUAUGCAUCAUGACAGUUAUGAUGCUCUUCAUGGGAGUUCGACGAACUCUUUGAGUACUUUAGAGUUUGAAGAAUUUAUGAAAGAUUGUGAACAGUCCUGCUUGAACAUGGAUGAUAGCAUAAAGUUUUCUAUUUGGAUUUCUUUCUUUGAGAUUUACAAUGAAUGUAUUUAUGACUUGUUUGUUCCUGUAUCUUCUAAGCUCCUAAAGAGAAAUAUGCUAUGCCUUUCUCAGGAUGUAAAGGGCUAUUCUUUUAUAAAAGUGCCUUUACCUUUACCUUUACAUUGGAUUCAAGUGUGUGAUUCCAAAGAAGCAUACAAACUUUUAAAACUAGGAAUAAAGAAUCGGAAUGUUGCCUUUACUAAACUGAACAGUGCUUCAAGUAGAAGUCACAGCAUAUUUACUAUACGAAUAUUGCAGAUCAAAGAUUCUGAGAUGCCUCAUGUAACACAAGUCAGUGAACUGUCAUUGUGUGAUCUUGCUGGUUCAGAAAGAAGCAUGAAGACACAAAAGGAAGGUGAAAGGUUAAGAGAAACUGGGAACAUCAACACUUCUUUAUUGACUCUGGGAAAGUGUAUUAAUGUUUUGAAAAAUAGUGAAAAGUCAAAGUUUCAACACGUGCCUUUUAGGGAAAGUAAACUGACUCACUAUUUUCAAAGCUUUUUUAAUGGUAAAGGGAAAAUAUCUAUGAUUGUCAACAUCAGUCAGUGCUGUUUUGCCUAUGAUGAAACACUCAAUGUGUUGAAGUUCUCAGCCAUUUCACAAAAGGUUAUCGUUCCAGAGUCUUUAAAUUCCUCUCAAGAGAAAUCUUUUGGAUCUAUCAGAUCUUCUCAAGAUGUAUCACUAGACAUUAAUAAUUCAGAAAAUAAAGUAUUAAAUAUAAAAAGAUCCACUAUUGCAUGGGAUCUCCUAGAUGAAGAUUUGGUUGAAGAUCUAGAAAAAAAUGAAGAAAAGCCAAGUAUGGAAACUGAACUAACUGAUGACGAUCUAGAUAAAACAGUAGAGGAAGCCAAUAUAAAAAUAAAAGAAACACAGACCAUGGAUAGCAAAUCUAGACCUGAGAGUUCAACAGAUUCUGGCAGAGCUGACCCCCAGUCAACAAGUUUUGAAGUUUGUAGCAAUGAAGUCGAGGAUGGAUCUGGCGUCAUUGACUCUUGUGAAGUGUCAACAGAAAAUAAUCCAACAACUCGAUUUCCAAAACCCGAGUUAGAGAUUCAGUUUACCCCCUUACGGCCAAACGUAAUGGCAGUGAAACACCCCGGCUGCUCCUCACUAGUGACAGUUAGGAUUCCCAAGGCCCGGAAGAGGAAAAGUAGUGAAAUAGAGGAGAAUUUGGUGAAAUGUGAAAAUAAGAAGAAUGCUACACCCAGAACCAAUCCAAAAUCCCCUUUUCCAGAGUGCAGAAAUUCUCCCAAAAAGGAACAACAGGUUUCCACACAACUUCCAUCUAAGAAAACUUAUUCUUUACAAAUUCAAGCCUACAAUGUUAGUAUUAGCUUGACUACUAAGGAAAAAGAAGAAACGUUACAGAAAUUUGGAGACUUCUUACAACAUUCACUAGCAAUUCUUCAGUCAAAAGCAAAGAAGAUAAUUGAAACAAUGAGUUCUUCAAAGCCCUCAACUGUAGAAGCAAGUAAAGAAAAUGAGUCUCGACCGAAACGGAAAUUGCACACACAGGAAAUUAAAUCUCCUGUUGAUAUAUCUGUCCAAGUGGACGUCGCCUUCGAACCCCUGCACCGUAGAAACGAAUCCAUCCGGAGAGGCGCCGAGCGGAGGUCCUGCUCCGUCAGCUGUUCGGGCGAUCGGGAUGCCACGUCUGGAAGCGACCCGGUCGAGCUCCGUGGGCCUCCGAAGCAGGACCCGCCGUCCCGAGGUGAGCAGAUGACAGCUCCAGAUGCCCACUUGGUCAGCAUCCCCGAAGGGCUCAGCAUGAGGACUAACUGCAAUCCCCUGAUGUUCGGGUUCGGCAUACCUUAG